CUAAGAAGUUGUGAGUAGUCACGACUAGCCGUAGUCGAUCAAACUCGAUCCACCACCAUAUCUUCAAUCCCAGAGUAACUUUCCAUGACGGAAAAGUGCAAGCCACGUUCUGGCCCAGUCAUUUAACCAGACCCACUCUUCCCGAGCACAACGUGGACGGGUCGGCAUGCCGGACAGAGGCAUCCUGGCCGAGUAUCAUGUGUUUGUAGCGGCUAGCAUAAUUGCCGUGCUGGCGUACAUGGCCCAAGACGAGGCCUGCACUUUGCCAGCCGCCAGGCUCACGUUGUGGAUGGCGCUGAAUGGGGACUUGCCUACCAGGGAGCCCAGAUGAGAACAGACAGGAAAGGGAUGUUGUGGUUCUUCGGCAGGGAACUGGCGUUGUGUCAAUUGCGGGGUUGUGACAUCUGAUGACUAUCACAAAGUCUUUGUCGGACAAGGAGCUGCAAACGUCCUUGGGAGCUUGUGCGGCCUAAACCAUUAACUACAAAACCUCACCAGGGUGGGACCCGGCGCCCUGCUGGUGGGAGGGCACUGGUGUCAUCUGCUAGACGGGCAGUUCCGCGACACUGGAUCAGAGCCUGGCAAGUGUGAC
This is a messenger RNA of Pseudomassariella vexata, 592 nucleotides long. RefSeq lists its product as uncharacterized. The record is from RefSeq and is a predicted model, not a curated record. Lineage: Eukaryota; Fungi; Ascomycota; Sordariomycetes; Amphisphaeriales; Pseudomassariaceae. The transcript is spliced from 2 exons. Bases 167 to 331 code for a protein of 54 amino acids.